Messenger RNA from Perkinsus marinus ATCC 50983, 1365 nucleotides. RefSeq lists its product as hypothetical. Gene Ontology annotation, molecular function: poly(ADP-ribose) glycohydrolase activity. Lineage: Eukaryota; Perkinsozoa; Perkinsida; Perkinsidae. Gene Ontology annotation, biological process: regulation of DNA repair; carbohydrate metabolic process; ATP generation from poly-ADP-D-ribose. The record is from RefSeq and is a predicted model, not a curated record. Gene Ontology annotation, cellular component: nucleus; cytoplasm. Bases 1 to 1365 code for a protein of 454 amino acids. The transcript has 14 exons.
AUGGAGAGUCCUUCACCGCUGAUUGUCCUCCCGAAUGAGGUGCAGUGGCAGAGGACAAUGUCUAACAUCGAUGCUUUCAUGAAGAAGCUGAGGAUUUCCCAGGAGCUGAGAGAUACCCACAAAGACAUCGUAUAUUUUGUUACAUCAAACACGAGUAUCUUCCGUCACCCGGCAAGGCAUCGUUGUCGAGCUCUCUUCGAAGCGAUUGAGCGGGUUUUUCAUGGGGACCUAGACAGAUUCACAACUACUGUCAAUGACGUGCUGCAGGCGAUUACUGAGUUACGAGGAAAAGAUAUCCCACAGCUUCCAGUAUGUUGCUCUGAAGGAACAUUCAGAGAGGUCACGCUGAGCAGAUACCAGGUGCUAGGACUUGUCGGCGCGAUGUUCUUCGGCUGUUUGCCUUCUCAACCCUGUCCUGAAUCCAGGCCGGACUGUGACUUCUCGUUCAUUAGAGAAGAGGAUGUCGAAAAAUCAUGUUGCCUGUUAAGUUAUUUCCGGUCGAUUACGGACUCAACCGAGGUGAUUUCAGCGAGAAAAGAGUACAUUAGGAUUAGCAGAGGGGCACCAAGUAUGCCGGAAAAUGUCACCGGCUGUUCGAAGUUAUGCGACGUGGUAAUUUGUGACAAUGGAGGAGUCGAAGAUGCUCAUGGACUUCUCCAGGCUGACUUCGCGAACAGAUAUAUCGGAGGUGGCGUUCUGGAAGGCGGCAAUGUCCAAGAGGAGAUAAGAUUCGCGAUUUGCCCUGAGCUGAUUGUCACUAUGCUCCUCUGUGAAGUUAUGGAUGAUCGCGAGGCCAUACGAGUUGAUGGCGCCACUCGGUUUUCUAAUUACACUGGCUACGGCUACUCUUUCAAAUGGGCAGGGGAAUAUGAUGAUCCCACACCCUUGGGGAGAGAUUCUAUAAGGGAUGUCUCUCUCUUCUGCGUAGACGCCCUGCCCAGUCCAGGCGUCGAGCAAUUUUCCGGUAAGCUGAUCGAGCGGGAGCUCAGGAAAUUCUAUUGCGGAGUAUGCAAAUAUCCCAGUGAGGAAGGAAAUGGCUCUCUGAGGGGAAUAGCCAUUGGAAAUUGGGGAUGUGGGGUGUUUGGCGGUGAUCCUCAGCUCAAAUUCGUGAUUCAAUGGGCGGCGACGUCUCUGGCUGGAAGACCUACCGUCCAAUAUUAUCGUUAUGGAGAGAAGAGACUGGAGCUAUUGGAAGAAUUCAUCGAGACCAUGAGGAGUGCUGAAGUUCGGCUUGACAAGUUUCUCGAAAUGAUGAAGUCGAGCAGGAUCUUACCCGUUAACAACGGGGAGUCGGUUGAGCUGUCCCGAGAAGAUGUGGCGAAUUCUCUCAACUUACCCGCUAUGUAUAAAGCCUCAUACAAGUAA